Molecule: messenger RNA, 789 nt
Organism: Mus caroli (Ryukyu mouse)
Lineage: Eukaryota; Metazoa; Chordata; Mammalia; Rodentia; Muridae
Product: carbonyl reductase [NADPH] 1-like
Molecular function (GO): carbonyl reductase (NADPH) activity
Source: RefSeq, a predicted model, not a curated record
GGCAUCGGCUUUGAGAUCACUCCUGACCUGUGUCAGAAAUUCUCCGGGGACGUAGUGCUCACUGCAUGGGUCGGGGCACGGGGCCACUCAGCAGUGCAGAAGNUGCAGGCUGAGGGCCUGAACCCACGCUUCNACCAGNUGGACAUUAAUGAUCCUCAGAGCAUCCNCGAGCUGNNCGACUUUCUGCUCAAGGAGUACAGGGGACUUAAUGUGCUGGUCAACAAUGCGGGUAUAGCCUUCAAGGUUGAUGACCCCACCCCCUUCCACAUUAAAGGAGAGGUGACAAUGAAAACGAACUUUUUUGGUACCCAAGAUGUCUGCAAGGAGCUGCUCCCUCUAAUAAAACCCCAAGGCAGAGUGGUGAAUGUGUCCAGCAUGGUGAGUCUCAGNGCCCUGAAAGACUGCAGCCCGGAGCUGCAGCAGAAGUUUCAAAGCGAGACCAUCACAGAGGAGGAGCUGAUGGGGCUCAUGAACAAGUUUGUGGAGGAUACGAAGAAAGGAGUCCAUGCGAAAGAAGGCUGGCCUAAUAGUACAUAUGGGGUCACCAAGAUUGGAGUGACAGNCCUGUCCAGAAUCCUUGCCAGGAAACUCAAUGAGCAGAGGAGAGGGGACAAGAUCCUUNUGAAUGCCUGCUGCCCUGGGUGGGUCAGAACUGACAUGACAGGACCACAAGCCACCAAAAGCCCAGAAGAAGGAGCAGAGACUCCUGUAUACUUGGCCCUUUUGCCUCCAGAUGCAGAGGGGCCUCACAGGCAGUUUGUUCAAGAUAAAACAGUUGAACCAUGGUGA